GCCACAGUUGCUUCGAGGCGGCUUGAAAAAGUUUAAUAUUUUAUGUGAUUUACCGCAAACUGAGGAAAGGCAGAAGGAAGUUGAGGCAUAGAAUUGGUGGGUGAAGGAUUGAAGGACACGUGGCUAGAAGGAUAUAACCGCAGGAUGUAAGCAACUUGUCCCUGCCGGCUGCCCCUGUACCUCCUGCCAGCACGGAACCCCCCACCCCUGCCAACCUACCAGCCCCCUGUACCCCCUGCCAGCCCCCUGUACCCCCAACCAGCCCCUUAUACCCCCUGCCAACCCCUACUAGCCCUUGUCAAACCCUCUUCAACACACCCCUUCCUCUCCCUACCCCUGUACACUUCACCCCACCCCCUGCCACCCCCCUGCCACCCCCCUGCCUACCCCUGCCAGUGUGAAGCCAUGGAGGAGGAGAUGACGAGCCGAAAUGCGUCCGAUGAUGCAUUUCAAGCUAUUCUGAAUUCAAAAACUAUCGGAAAUCGAUUUGCAAAACAUUCAAGAUUUCACAAGAGAACCAACAAAACUCCCUCUUCUCUUCCUUCUCCCUGGACAAGAGACAAAACAAUAAAUCAACCCAGCCGAGCCACCACCACCACCAGCACCACCACCACCGCCACCACCACCACCACUGCUACCACUAACCCCCUCACCUUCUCCCCACCCCCCUCCCCAGUCCUCCACUUCCACCAGCACCCCAUUAUGACCUCCAGGAAGCUGAGGCAACACUCCAUCUCCACGCCUGACCUCCACAGCAAGGUCACGCUGGGUCAAGGUCACAGAGAGGUCAAACCGAAAGUUGUUAGGGCUGUUAAUUUCCUCGCAAGUUUAGAGAAGGAGAAUGUAAACAAUGCUAUCCUUUCUUCCUCCUCUUCUUCCUCUUCCUUGCAUCCUCUCACCUCCUCCUCCUCCCUGACACAUCUUCCCUCCUCCUCCUCUUCCUCUUCCUCCUCUUACCCUUCAUAUUCUUUCACUACUACUACUACAACUGCUUCUUCCUCUUCCUCCUCCUCCUCCUCCUCCUCCCGGCCACCUCUGAGGGAACUCCUGCCCCCCACCCCCUCCCACACCCCCCACACAAGGAGCAGGGGGUCAGUGAGGAACCGACAACCACCACCACUUCCUUUCAGUCUCGUUUUGCAAGGCGGUUUGUUAAGAAUAGUGCUGCUGCUACUACUACUACUACUACUACUACUACUACUACUACUACUAUUGCUACACCCUCCCCCUUCCCCCCCACACCUACACCCACCCCCUCUGCCCCGUUACACUGCGGCAUGUCACUUAUUAAGACACCUACGUACAGAUAUACAGACAGACAGGCAGGCAGGCAGACAGACACACACACGCGCGCACAGGAGGGCAAAACGCACACAGCCACUGUCACGCGCACACACAUGAGUAGAAUGAAUGCACAGAACGCACAUGUACACACAGAUAGACAUGCUGGAACAAACACACACACACACACAAGCACAGUAACAAAAAUGCACACAAACGCACACACAAACGCACAGAGAGACACACAUACAAACACACACACAAACACACUUGCAAACACACAGAGAGACAGACAUACAAACACACACACAAACACACAUACAAACACACACACAAACACACUUGCAAACACACAGAGAGACAGACAUACAAACACACACACAAACACACGUACAAACACACACACAAACACACGUACAAACACACACACAAACACACACACAAACACACACACAAACACACACACAAACACACACACAAACCCCAAGCAAGAACCAGCCCCCCCACAACAGACCCCCAGACCCCCACCAGGCCCCCUACCCCCACCCUCGACCCCUGCCACCCCCCUGCCUGCACCCCCAACUCCUCUGGCUGCCCCUCCCACUAAUCAUCUGGUGGUCAACGGCAAGAGGUACCAGAAACUGCGUCUUCUGGGUCGUGGCGGGUCAAGCAAGGUGUUUGCGGUAUUUGACGAGGAGAGCCAAGACGUGAGGGCCAUUAAGCUCGUUAACCUGGAGGGGCUGGACCAAGACACCCUUACCUCCUACAGGAAUGAGAUACUUAUGCUGCAGGAGCUGAAGGAGUGUACCCGGGUCAUCAGGCUCUUUGACUUCGAGGAGAUGGGGAACCAACUGGUGCUGGUGAUGGAAAAGGGGAGCAAGGAUUUUGCUUCCAUCUUGAAUGAGUCUCGCAAGGAAGGAACACCCAUUCCCUAUUUCACCAUUCAACACUACUGGGAGGGCAUGCUGAGGGCUGUACACCAGAUUCAUCAACAUGGUAUCAUCCACUGCGACCUCAAACCAGCUAACUUUCUCAUAGUGGAUAACACAGUGAAGCUCAUUGACUUUGGCAUCGCUUCGUCAAUCCCCAACGACAUGACGAGCGUGGUGAAGGACAGCCAGGCUGGGACCUUCAACUACAUGAGCCCUGAGUCAUUGCUGGACAUUCACAGCGGCCCCAUUGUGAAUAACUGUGUCAAGGGCAAGCCGGCCAUUAAGAUCAAGGUUAAAUCAGACGUCUGGUCGCUGGGCUGCAUCCUGUACAACUUCACCUAUGGCCGCACCCCAUUCCAGCACAUUCCGAACACCCUGAUGAAGCUGGCGGCCAUAUCCAACCCCAACACCACCAUCACCUUCCCCGCCACCCGUCACCCGCACCUGGAGGACGUCCUGAGGCGGUGCUUGCAAUACGAACCCCUGUUGAGGCCUUCCAUAGAGGAACUUCUGGCGCAUCCUAUGUUAAGCGGGUGAUGGUGGUGGUGGUGGUGGUGGUGGUGAUGGUGGUGGUGUAAUUGUUGUUGUUGUGGUUGUGGUGGUGUUCUAUUACUGCUACUACAAUAAUAAUCAGUAAUAAUGAGUCAUUUAUGUAAUUAUUAUUAUAUGUUUGCCAUUGUAUAUAAUUUAUUUAGUGCUUGAAGGAGUUAUUAUUAUUAUUAUUAUUAUUAUCAUUUUAUUCUACUAUAGAUAAAUAUUCUUCAGAGAGAGAGAGAGAGAGAGAGACUGUGUGUGUGUGUGUGUGUGUUCAUCCAGACAAUCUUAUGUAAUCUUCUAUUCUAUUAUUAUUAUUAUUAUUAUUAAAGUUACUGUAGUUUAGUUGUGCCAGUAAUGAUGAAUCUCUCUCUCUCUCUCUCUCUCUCUCUCUCUCUCUCUCUCUCUCUCUCUCUCUCUCUCUCUCUCUCUCUCUCUCUCUCA
This is a messenger RNA of Scylla paramamosain (green mud crab), 3191 nucleotides long. RefSeq names its product dual specificity protein kinase TTK-like (gene Mps1). Gene Ontology annotation, molecular function: protein serine/threonine kinase activity; ATP binding; protein serine/threonine/tyrosine kinase activity. Gene Ontology annotation, biological process: mitotic spindle assembly checkpoint signaling; protein localization to kinetochore; peptidyl-serine phosphorylation. Gene Ontology annotation, cellular component: nucleus; kinetochore. The coding region runs from base 1278 to 2750 and encodes 490 amino acids. NCBI's taxonomy places the organism in Eukaryota, Metazoa, Arthropoda, Malacostraca, Decapoda, Portunidae. The transcript is spliced from 9 exons. The record is from RefSeq and is a predicted model, not a curated record.